UCAAUCAAGUUAGCUUCUGUCAGUCGCUGUGUUUGUGUAUAGUAUUGUAAAAAAAUUAUCUGUGUCGAUGAAUCUCAAUGGGAAAUUGUGCUGAUUACGGCUCCAAAAGAUGGGUCGGUCGUUGUGUUUAUGUUUCUGAUGCGUUGUUUUAAUAGUGAUAAUGGCCAAGUGAUUGAUGAAGUGAAGUGUUUUGUGUCGUAUGUUGGCCAGUCAAGGCAACAGCGAGGGCUUUUCUUUGGAUAAAUCGUCCUCAAGACGACGUUGAACCACAGAAUAGGAAGGUGACAGCAUGUCGGCAAAAAAUAUCCCAGGAGAUAAGAUAAACCUUCGCCUGAUCUUGGUGUCCGGCAAGACAAAGGAGUUCGUGUUCAGCCCCAUCGACUCGGCCGGUGACAUCGCCAUACAUGUCUACGACAACUGGCCCGAAGCCGAUUGGACAUCGGAAUGCGUGUCGCGCGCGGAGAUCCUGCGUCUGAUAUACCAGGGCCGGUUCCUGCACAGCUCGGUGACACUCGGGGCGCUCGGGCUGCCCCUGGGGCGCACCACCGUAAUGCACUUAGUGCCACGCGAACACCUGCCCGAGCCGAACUCACACGAUCAGCGGCAAAAGAGUAAGGGCGGUUCGAGCAGUUGCUGUUCGGCAUCCUGCUGCAUAUUGUAAUAGGUAGAGAGAGACGGACGGCGGGCGCGGCGGUUGACAGCUGAUCGGGGCUAUUCGGGACUUAUGUGUUCAGUGGUGCACGAGUGCGCUCGCCCUAGCGCGCUCGUGAUGUAACAAAAACCAAACCAACUCGGAUCGACAACACGAAUGAAACAUUCGAAAUAUGAAUCACCCAAUUACAAGAAAAAUAACAAAACGCACACAUUCGAAUUUUGAGAACAUCACGAGAAACGAUUCAAAAUUUAAAUCGACACUGUUUGAUUUCAUGGUAUAAAUUAAAAAAUCUGGAGUAGCUUUAUUAUGAGCGAUCUUGUAUAUUAUUCUCACCGCGUAAAUUAUUAUCUCGUAUAGGAAUCAUGCUGCCGAAAUAUUAUUAUUAAAAUUAGUAGAGUAUUCGGUAUGUAAGUUUUAUCAAAAGUAUAAGUAUUCUAGGCGGAGGGGCGUGAACGUUAUUGGAAUUGCUCCGAUGCGGUCACGGUCAGGGCUGCUACAAUCCUGACCGUCCGACACG
Messenger RNA from Diatraea saccharalis (sugarcane borer), 1172 nucleotides. The record is from the annotation of a GenBank genome assembly. NCBI's taxonomy places the organism in Eukaryota, Metazoa, Arthropoda, Insecta, Lepidoptera, Crambidae.